Messenger RNA from Fragaria vesca subsp. vesca, 1264 nucleotides. Its product is annotated as E3 ubiquitin-protein ligase PUB23-like. The record is from RefSeq and is a predicted model, not a curated record. Gene Ontology annotation, biological process: protein ubiquitination. The coding region runs from base 62 to 1264 and encodes 400 amino acids. Lineage: Eukaryota; Viridiplantae; Streptophyta; Magnoliopsida; Rosales; Rosaceae. Gene Ontology annotation, molecular function: ubiquitin protein ligase activity. The transcript has a single exon.
UUAACCUCACAAUCAAAUCCUCAUCCCUAGCUAGUUUUUCACUUUCUCAGUUCCCAAAUCCAUGGCCAUGGAUUUUCCUCCAUACCAUUUCAGAUGCCCUAUUUCCAUGGAGCUCAUGAAGGACCCUGUUACCAUCUCCACCGGCGUCACAUACGAACGUGUCAACAUCGAGAAAUGGUUCUUCACAUACAAGAAGAAAACAUGCCCGGCCACUAUGCAAAGAAUCGAAAAUUUCGACACCAUACCAAAUCACACCCUCAAGAGGCUCAUUCUUGCAUGGCAAAACCAAGGGGACUCGAAAUCAUCUGAGUUAUCGAAUUCGCCUUCUGAUAAACAUGAGGAGAUUGAAGCACUUCUCAGCACGAUCAUGUCUUCCCCAUUCAAGGUCAGUUCCUUAAAGAAACUUCGUUCCAUUAUUGACAUGGGUGAGGAGACAAAAAAUGACUUCAUUAGUUGUAAAGGAGUGGAAGUUCUUGUUCAAAUACUUGACCAAACCCUCACAGAGAACUCGGAUUUCGUAACCUUUCGGGCCUGCGAGGAAGCUCUUUGUAUUCUUCACCAACUUCCCAUCUCAGAGGAAGAAGGUGACUCUUUUAAGCUGUUGUCAAAACAAGACUCCACCAGAUCAAUGGCGAUCAUGCUUCAGCGGGGAAGCGCUGAAGCACGCCUUCACACCAUUACCAUAUUCAAGAAGAUGGCAAAAACCAAUUACGACUGGAACUUUGUGAUACAAGAUCAAGGUUUGGAUUUCUUCAAAUCCUUGUUGGAGCUAGUUUCAGACGAAAUAUGUAGCAAAGCGAGCUCAUGUGCCUUGGAGGUGCUGAUAGAAAUCUUGAGAGCAUCAAAGAAAAACAAGUUGAAGGCAAUUGAAGCAGGUGCAGUUUGUGUCCUAAUAGAGCUACUUCCAGAGUCCAGCAGAUCCAGAUGUGAGAAAAUGUUGCAAGUGAUCAAGUUACUAUGUGAAUGUGCUGAGGGGAGGCUGGCCCUGGUGGAACAUGGCAUGGGCAUUGUCGUGAUUUCGAAGAAGAUGAUGCAUGUUUCCAAUGUUGCUACCAAGAUUGGGGUGAAGAUCAUGUGGUUGGUUUGUAAUUUUCACCCAACUGAGAAAGUGUUGGAGGAAAUGUUGAUAUAUGGAUCGGUGAAGAAGCUCCUUGCACUGUUGCAUAUGGACGGAAGGUCUUCGACGAAAGAUAAAGUUGUGAAGAUCUUCAGGUUGCAUGGAAAUUCAUGGAAACGGUACCCUUGCUACCCUUGUGAUUUGUAA